GGUCCCAACCUCUCAGUCUCUCUUUUCUCCGUUCAAACUCUCUCUGUCUUCCAUUUUAUCAGGCUCUCUUGUUUGAUCACAAGGCUUACAGAGAUUUGUUCACUACUUGUCUCCUCUCCAAGCCUAGCUUUCUUGUGGAUCUGUAAUAGCUGAAGCUAACGGAGUUGUUCGAGGCCAUUAGUGAAUAUAGACUUGGAGUGAAGCGUUGGUUCAGUUAUAUAGUCGGAAAGUCGCAGGAUAAUCAAGAAUUGGUUGACAUGGAUGCCUCUUCAUCUGUUCCUUCAUCAUCAGCAGCUCGUCCGUGGAUGUAUGAUUUGUUUUUGAGUUUCAGGGGUCCUGACACUCGAAGGAGUAUUACAUCCGAUCUAUACGAUCGGCUGCAAAAGAGAGGAAUUAAAACAUUCAUGGAUGACCAAGAUCUUCAAGUAGGGGAUGGGAUUUCUUCCACUCUCAUAGCAGCAAUUGAAAAAUCAAGGUUUGCAAUCGUUGUUCUGUCGGAAAACUAUGCUGAUUCUGCUUGGUGUUUGGAGGAACUUACAAAGAUUUGUGAGUGCAAGGAAGAAAGCAAAGGAAUUUUUCCACUUUUCUAUAAUGUGGACCCCUCUGAUGUUCGGCACCGGAAGAGGAGUUUCGGAGAAGCUUUAAAUAAGCAUGGAAGCUCUGGGCGACACGCAUCAGAGAAGGUGCAGCGGUGGAAUGAUGCUUUAUACAAAGUGGCUAGUUUCUCUGGGUGGCAUACAAAGGAUUACAAGACUGAUAGAGAACUUGUGGUGGAAAUUGUGGAUUUUGUGUGCAGUAAAAUACAACUGGAUAUUCCAAUGUCUACCGGAGAUUUUGAAGAGUUUGAAGCAACAAAAAAAGCCAUGGAUGAUGUUGUGAAGGCGCUUAAAGAUGACAAGGUCACUGCCAUUGGGGUCUACGGAAUGGGCGGUGUCGGCAAGACAACCAUGGUAAAACAUGUUGCUGCACAAUCCAAAAUAGGUGGGAUUUUUGAUUAUGUGAUUAUUGGUGUGGUAUCCCAGAGCCCUGACUUGACAAAGAUUCAAGGCACAUUGGCAGAUACAUUGGGCAUUACAUUGGCGGGAGAGACAGAAUUUGGAAGAGCUGCUAGAUUGCAUACGGAGAUAAUGAGAAGAGAAAAGAUCCUUAUAAUCUUGGACGAUGUUUGGAUGAUAACAGACUUGUCAAAGAUAGGGAUUCCCAGCUUCAAGGAGCUUCAAGAGUGCAAUUCCAAAGUCGUUCUCACCACACGGAAAGGGAAUGUCUGUUAUGUCAUGAAGUGCCAAGCAAGCAUUCCUCUCAAUAUCUUAUCAGAACAAGAUUCUUGGACCUUGUUUGUGAGAAACACAAGUAGGUCUUUUGAAUCCCCCGAUUUUUAUAAUGUAGCGAGGAAGGUAGCUGGAGAAUGCGGGGGUCUACCCAUUGCACUGAUAGCAGUUGCAAGGGCACUCGGAGAUAAAGAACUGGUGGAAUGGAAAAGAGCAGCUAAACGACUAGAGAAGUCGCAAUUUGCCAACCCUGACCAUGACGAAGAUGCUUUCAAAUGUAUAAAAUUAAGCUAUGAUUACUUGAAAGAUGAGGACUACAAGUCAUGUUUCUUGCUGUGUUGCCUAUUUCCAGAAGACUAUGACAUCCCAAUAGAAGAAUUGUUCCGGUAUGCAAUUGGGAAAGGAUUGUUUCGUGAUUACGACACAAUAUAUGAAGCCAGAGGAAUCGCACAUUCAGUGGUCAAGCACCUGAAAGAUUCUAGCUUGCUUUUGGAGGGUGAGUUCGGUGCAGUAUUCAGAUGUGAAAGUGUAAAGAUGCAUGAUGCCGUCCGGGAUACAGCCAUGAAAAUUGCAAAACGUGAAGAUGGGCAUGGGUUUUUGGUGAAAGCUGGAUGGGGUUUAGAUCAUUGGUCAUUUCGAUCACAUGAAGACUACUCUGCAAUCUCACUAAUGGGUAAUAACAUUCGCGGUCCACCCGAAGAGUCGGUAAGUCCAAAACUCCAGAUUUUAUCACUACAAUUCAAUACUGAAUUAAAUGAGAUCCCAGAGACCUUUUUCCCGAGUUCCAAUGAAUUAAUGCUCUUGGAUCUUGGCGACACUAGUAUUUCCUCUCUACCCCAAUCUUUCAGUCUCCUUACCAACCUCCAAGCUUUGUUUUUAGAUUCUUGCGAAAACUUGAUUGACAUUUCUAUAGUGGGAAAACUGACGAAGCUUGAAAUUCUUACUAUGAGGGAGUAUCCUGGGGGGAGAUUGCCGAGAGAAAUAGGAAAUUUGACCAAUCUAAGGAUUUUGGAAGUCAGUGCAACGCCAUUUGGAGAAGCUUUAGUCACAAUUCCAUCUAAAGUGAUAUCAAAGUUGCAUAAAUUAGAAGAAUUGUACAUGCUGGGGUGUGGAAUUGUGCGCUGGGGGUGUAAAAUUGAUGGGUGUGGACUUGGGCACUGGCAGUGUACAGAUGAGGACUGGCGGCGUAAAAUUGAGGGACAAGGAGGAGAAACCAAUAUUGGGUUUGAUGAGUUAGCUGGUUUAUCAUGUUUGAAAGUUUUGCAGGUUUCCAUAUCUUAUGCUUCAUACAUCCCUAAAAAUGUUGAGGCCGAACCGAAAUGGGUUUACUUUGACAUACAUAUUGGCGAAUGGGAGGAAUAUUCAUUCAAUCAACAAGAUCAUAAUUCAAGAUCCUUGUAUCUUAGGGGUUAUACCAUAAGUACCUUGCCUGAUUGGUUUAUCAACGUGGUGACAGAGAAAACAGAGAAGCUAAAGUAUGAAAACUGGGAAGGGAUGACGAGUGACAUUCUUAUGGAAUAUGACCAUGGGAGGUUACACGAACUCGAGUAUCUCCGUGUAGAUCAUGAUUGGUGUUCUCAUUACGAUGCGUACGUGUUGAUGAAUACAACAAGACGAGUUCAAGAAGGACCAGUGUUUGAGAAGUUGAAAGAGUUGCAUCUGACAUUUCUGGACCACCUGGAGGCGUUGUGUGUUGGUGAGUUACCACCUGGGUCUUUCUCGAAUCUCAAGGUAUUGCAGGUGUAUUGUUGUGAUCGCAUAAAGAAUGUAUCAAAAUUCGUACAGAGACUACCAAAUCUGGAGAAACUAGAUUUAAACAAUAUGCGCCAAUUGGAAUAUGUGUUUAAAUGCGAAGGGUUCGAGCCAGAACAAUCCAAACUGAGAGAGAUGCAUUUGUUGGGUGAAAAUUAUGUGAAGAGCAUUUGUAGUGGUCCUGCCCCACGCGUAAUGUUCCAGAGUCUUAAAAGUUUGAUCUUUUACAACUGUGAGGAGCUGGUAAGUCUGUUCGCAUCUGAUGUAGCUGAGUGUCUUGUUCAAUUGGAAGACCUUUUUGUAGAGCGGUGCCGUUGGUUGUAUAGAGUAAUUGAAGCAGUGAACAACAAGCAGAUUACGGUUCUUCGAAAUUUGAAGAACAUGGUUUUGAAGGACCUUCCUAUGUUGUAUAGUGCAAGUUGUACUGUUGAUAUUGAGUGUCCUUUAUUGGAACGCUUGUUUGUGGUGAAUUGCCCCCACAUUUCAUUUUCAACCUCUGCUUCUGCCUACUUUGGCAGCACGAAACCAGUCCAACUCAAUGAUUCACAACUGUACGAUUUGCUGCGUGACGGAACAUCUCCUUUCAUAGGGGAGUACACGGAAUGGUCCCGCUGACUUGCAAUGGUCCCUCAGCUUCUGACUUCCAGGGCAGGAAGUAACCAAGUUCAACCCUAUUGCUUUGCCCAGGGUUGGUCAUCUAGCUGAGGCUGCAUAUCCAAUUGAUACACUUGAAGCUUUGCUGGAUCGUGACUUUCAAAACAGCCAAAGAGAUUGUAAUAGCCAUUCUAGGAACCUUGGAGAGUGAAGAGAUUAGUUGACAUGCUCAAUCAGGAUGACAGUUGAUUCUUGCCACGGGUAUUUGUAAAUAAAAUUGUUAAAAAAUUCAAGAAUACUGUAAUAUAUAUCCAUGCUGAAAUUGUAGCAACACCAGUCAAGUGAUUUAUGCUCUCAUUGUGCUUGUAUUAUGGUAGUUGUUCUACAACAUUUCUGAGUUUCCAUUCAAAGGCCAGACUCAUGACCUUGAAGGUGUUUCUUAUAUCUUA
This is a messenger RNA of Rosa chinensis, 4063 nucleotides long. RefSeq names its product disease resistance protein At4g27190. The transcript has 5 exons. Gene Ontology annotation, molecular function: protein binding; ATP hydrolysis activity; ADP binding. Gene Ontology annotation, biological process: signal transduction. Bases 258 to 3635 code for a protein of 1125 amino acids. NCBI's taxonomy places the organism in Eukaryota, Viridiplantae, Streptophyta, Magnoliopsida, Rosales, Rosaceae. The record is from RefSeq and is a predicted model, not a curated record.